UGAGAUGGAGUUGAUUCGUCUCAGCUGCACCUGUAACCUGUUUUGUUCGGGGACGCUCGGACCUUCUAUCACGGAUUGCUCUCAAGACCUCAAAUUUUGUUCGGUUUUGGUAGAUAUCCCGCAAUUGCAUGACGGGAGAGUACGAAGCCCGUGGAAAGCGGAUUUUAUGAGCCAAUUGGCCAUGUCCGUUCCCUAAAAUGGCCAAAAAGAAGAAAGAUUCGCCAGGAGGGGACGCCGAGAAUGUUCCCAAUGCGACGAAAAUAGACGGGCAAUCACGAGGAAGCAAGCCGAGCUCGAAGUCUCUUCCUCCAUUGUUGAUAUGCCGGAAUAAACAUUGGAGAUAUAUCUCGGCGUACCACGGGCCAUGGCUUCAACUCCCCCCGGAAAUCCUCGAGACCAUCGCCCACAGUAACUACCUUUCCCCUCGCCCGCGUACCAUCGAUCCCGCGGUCUGUUUCGACCUGGUGAAGAUCCGCAAUGCGGUCGACGAAGCGUCCAACCUGGCAGUGCGUGCCGCCAGCGGGCUUACCUCCGCCGCCAUGAGCUCCUCGGCGAACUUCUCCCAAGGGGUGGUGAACCGCACGGGUGCCGCGGCGCUUGGAUUGGGGUAUAAUGGGCAUGGAUCCACAGAGCUGAGCCGCGAACGGAAAUACCGCAUGCGAGAGAUGGCGGCGCGGCAGCUCGCGCACGCGUAUCGGACCGACGAAAUCGCGACGAGCGUGGCGACGAUGCAGGCAACGAGCACGAUCGACGAAGUCGCCCACUUGGUGUUGCAGCGGAAUUCGGACGAGGCGGAUGCGAAAUACGUGCACUUUUUCCACGAGAAGAUCCCGUCGCGGAUGAUGGCGCAGCAUUCGCCCCUGGAUGUGCUAGACGACGUCAGUGCCGAUUGCUCGGCGGAUCCGGCGCCGCUCCGGACGAGAGCGCUCGUGAGGAUAUUCAAGGAGGAUUAUGCGGGUGCAGCGAGGGAUUUUACGGCCGCAUUGAAGAUCUAUCGGCAUCAUGAAGCGCAGCAUCGGGCGAACCGAAGUCAACUUGUGCGGCAAACGGAGGGGCAAGAGCAGAGGGAACGGCUGAUGCACCGCGAUAAGAUCGAGGAGGUGGACCAGCCUAGCAGCUUGGAAGGCCAGUUGCUGUUCCACAGGGCAUAUGUCUAUCUUGCUUUGGCUUGUCAGCACGUCUACAUUGCGCUGGAGGAACCACCGAAGGAGGAGCAGACCGGACAUCUGCCAGAGAAUAGUGAAUCGAGCAGUGCCCAGGGAGCUGCUCUGCAGAGGAAGUUGGAGGCACAAACCCAUGUCCGGACCUACGCAAGGAGGGCGAUCCGAGACCUAGUCUCCUUUCUGAACCUACUGGAUUAUACGCCGGGUCUCGCUUUUGACGUUGCGGAUCGUUUCGUCGAGCAAGUCCUUGGCUACACAUCUCAUCCGGUUAACGGCUCGAGUACACCUCAAACCUCCCCGGCCUCCACCUCCGUCAACUCAGAAGCGUCGUCACCCGAUUCCCUGGCGCCGUAUCGCAAACCUCCCACCCACCGAGAGCUCACCCAGAAAAUUGCCCAAUUCACCCACGAGAACGGCAAGGAAUGGGUUCCCAAAAUCUACUCCGCCUCCGCCCUCUUCUCCCCCACCCCACCCUCCGAUCUCCCUCCCUUCCCCCUCACCUCCGCACGCCACCGCCUCGACCUCCCCCCACCUUUCCAAGAAAGCCUCACCUUCCACCCCCUGCUCACCGAAGCGCUCCACUCCCUCCUCCUGGCCCACAGCCUCGCGCAGACGCCCCCGACGGAACUCCGCCGACAUGCGCACAACGUCGCCCGCCUCUCCAACCUCGUGGACGGCUACCCCGUCUUUGCCACCUCUACCCGCUGCCCGGCCCGCGCCGACUGGGUCGAGCUGCUCAACUUGACCAACAACUGGCUCGAUGUGGCCACUGGCGCGGGCGGCUGGGAGGGGCUGUGUCGACUCUCGAGCGUCAGCGACGCUGUUCCCAGCCCCAGCAAGGCCGCGGAGCGAGAUGGCCGUACGCACGCUGUGGCCACCGCCAAGCCAUGCGGUCCCGGCGGAACGUCCGCAUCCGCAGGCACGGAACCCAGCCGCAAGAGCACGGAUAACGGGCUGACGGACGAGAUCCGGAAGCUGGAGCGGGACGAGCCGAUGCUGACGCCGACGUUCGAUAGCGGUGGGGCGCUGGCGGGGUUCCGGUCGAGUGAGCGGGUGGACCUGAUCGCGCGGUGGGUGGUGGAAAUUCCGGAGCCGGCGGAGGGGGCGGGGAAGGGGAGGAAGGCUAGGGGGGGAAAGAAGGGGAGGAAGAUGAGGAGGGGGACGGGGGAUGUUGAUGCAGUUGGGGAGAUGGGCAAGUUGAAGGUGGAUGAGGGAGUCGGUGAGAGGAUUGACAACGCGCAGUCCGAUGGUCUGGCUGCUUGAAUUAGAUCGUCAGGGUUGGAGGGCAAUUGGAUAUUUGACUCCAGUGCCGCUAUGGAGAUAUCUGUGGUUCUUUCAGUGAGUGCUGUUGCUCCUCUAUCGGCCAUAUUCUUGCUGCGUACAAAUAGUACUCCCUCAACUCAGGUUGCCCCUGAAGGGUCCCAGUUGACAAUGCUCCAGCUAGCCACAGAAUAUAAGUAUGAAUCCAUCGUAUUGCAGUUCAGUUGUAAUCUCUUGCUCUCCCUCAGGGGAACAUGGACCAUUGUCUCCUCAUGCUGUGACGUUCUCACUGUGAUCUCAGUCCCCUCAGUCCCCACAAUCCUCAGUUCUCAUAAUCCUCACCGCCCUCAUCGCCCUUACGUGUGCAGCAGAGUGCAGUCGAGGACUAUUCCCUCAUCAGACUUCCGGCUUCUGGAACUUUUGAGAAC
Molecule: messenger RNA, 2851 nt
Organism: Eremomyces bilateralis CBS 781.70
Lineage: Eukaryota; Fungi; Ascomycota; Dothideomycetes; Eremomycetales; Eremomycetaceae
Exons: 2
Coding region: 198-2426 (742 amino acids)
Source: RefSeq, a predicted model, not a curated record